Messenger RNA from Lachancea meyersii CBS 8951, 747 nucleotides. The record is from the annotation of a GenBank genome assembly. Lineage: Eukaryota; Fungi; Ascomycota; Saccharomycetes; Saccharomycetales; Saccharomycetaceae.
AUGGCCAGAACUUUUUUCGUCGGUGGUAACUUCAAGUUGAACGGUAACAAGCAAUCCAUCAAGGAAAUCGUUGAGAGAAUGAACGAGGCUCCUCUAGCCAAGGACGUCGAGGUUGUUCUAUGUCCUCCAGCCCCAUACUUGGACUACGCUACUUCUUUGGUCACCAAGUCCCAGGUCUCCAUUGGUGCCCAAAACGCCUACUUCAAGGCUGCUGGUGCCUUCACCGGUGAGAACUCUGUCGAACAGAUCAAGGACUGUGGUGCUAAGUGGGUCAUCUUGGGUCACUCCGAGAGAAGAACUCUAUUCGGCGAAGACGACAAGUUGAUUGCCGAAAAGACCAAGUUCGCCUUGGAUCAAGGUCUAGGUGUCAUUCUAUGUAUCGGUGAGACUUUGGAAGAGAAAAAGGCCGGUUCCACUCUAAAGGUCGUCGAGACCCAGUUGGACGCCGCCAUUGAGCAGAUCAAGGACUGGACCAACGUCGUCGUCGCUUACGAGCCAGUUUGGGCCAUCGGUACCGGUUUGGCCGCUACUCCAGAGGACGCCCAGGACAUCCACGCUCACAUCAGAGAAUACUUGGCCAAGAAGGUCAGCGCCGAAGUUGCCGAGCAGACCAGAAUCUUGUACGGUGGUUCCGCUAACGGCUCCAACGCUGUCACCUUCAAGGACAAGAAGGAUGUUGACGGUUUCCUAGUCGGUGGUGCUUCUUUGAAGCCAGAAUUCGUCGACAUCUGCAACUCCAGAAACUAA